Prunus mume (Japanese apricot) is the source of this 1008-nucleotide messenger RNA. NCBI's taxonomy places the organism in Eukaryota, Viridiplantae, Streptophyta, Magnoliopsida, Rosales, Rosaceae. The record is from RefSeq and is a predicted model, not a curated record.
AUGGAUGAUGAUAAAAGUUGUUCAAGCUCAUUUUCAACCGGGAAGAGUGCACAAGAGAGGGGCUUGUCAUAUGUACCCGGGUGCUAUGUAAUUCCAACUUCACAUCGUCCAAGUUUGACUCCAGACGUUGCCAAUGUCCCCAUUAUUGAUUUUGGCAAAUUAAAACAAGGUUCUCAUGAACGAGCAAUAAUUGUCAACCAUGGAAUCUGUCAAUCGGUGUUAGAUGAGGCUCUUGCUUCGGCCUCAGAAUUUUUCAAGUUGCCAGGUUCUGAGAAGGCCAAGUUCAUGUCUAAUGAUGUUCACAAGCCAGUGAGGUAUGGGACAAGCUUCAAGGAUGGAACUGAUAAGAUUCAAUUUUGGAGGGUGUUUCUCAAGCAUUAUGCUCACCCCUUGGCAGACUGGAUCAAUACCUGGCCUAACAAUCCAUCUAACUAUAGGGAAACCAUGGGAAAGUAUUGCAAAGAAGUGAAGAAACCAAGCUUGGAGACAACAGAAGCCAUCACUGAGAGCUUGGGGAUAGGCCCAACCUACAUGAGCAACAAACUGGAAGAUGGGUUGCAAGUCAUUACAGUCAACUGUUACCCACCAUGCCCAAAUCCUGAAAUUGCACUAGGGUUGCCUCCUCAUUCAGACUAUAGCUGCUUAACCAUUGUCCUUCAGAGCUGUCCGGGGCUCGAAAUCAUGCACGCUGAGGAAGGAGCCUGGAAACAAGUCCCCCAACUUCAUGGUGCCCUACAAGUCCAUGUGGGUGACCAUUUUGAGGUGCUAAGCAAUGGGUUGUACAAGAGCGUUGUGCACAGGACCACAUUGAACCGUGAGAGGACAAGAAUCUCCAUUGCAAGUCUGCAUAGUUUGGGAUUGGAUGAGAAGAUGGGGACUGCCAAGGAGCUUGUGGAUGAGGAGCAUCCUGGGAGGUACAAAGAGAGCAGCUUCAAAGAUUUUCUGAAUUUUCUCUCCACCAAUGAUCUAGCAGAGGGGAAGAGCUUCAUUAACACACUCAAAAUAUAG